ACCCUAGACCCCAACUCCUCUCUCACACACUCAUCACGUCAGAUCUCUCUCACGCUCUUCACUCUCAUUCUCUGAUUUCUCUCAGUCUCUCACGAUACACCACAACUCCACAAGCACUCUCACCCAUCAACGCGCACCACCACCGGCCACCACCACGCCGGCCGCCGCACCACCACUGUCCAGCCGUGCCUCUGGCUCUGCGGUUCUACAGAAGGCUUGCUAUUACAGGUCUCUUUGAUUGUCUUCAUUAAUGUUGUUUGCUGUCUCUUGAGAAGGAAGGGUGUUUGUUUGCCUUGAGCUAAUUUGGCUGUGGAGUCGUGGAACCUGAGGAAAGAGUACCGUGAGGACUUGUUAUGCUGUUGUUUCGUUUUUUUCUUCUCUUUUGUUCAAGUGCUCUAGUUUUUUUUUCCUUGUUUUGAUUAGUGCUGUAGUUUUAUUCAUUGCUGUAGCUUUAUUAUUAUGUUGCUUUGAACCUUUUAUCUUACUUAGGAGAGUUUGUUUUCCCGAGGCUUAUUCCUUAUCAAUGAAUUUCUCUUUUCUAAAAGAAAAUAUUGUGUUGGGUUGUGAAUUUUAACUUCAUUGAUAGCAUAAUGCAUGGAGAAUCUACUAGACACAAUAAUAGGCUAAGUGGAGGAGAAAUCUUUAUCAUUGUUAAUAUGACACUAUGCAAUCUAUAUCAAUUCUUACUUUUGAAGAGCUAAAGAAGGUAAAUCCCCCUAGUGUCGGUUAAUCCUUGUUGUGUUGUGCAAAUAUGCAAUAGUUUGAAAUACUUCAUGAUAACAAAGAAUCAAAAACUUCAUACCAGUGUUAUAGAAUAUGAUAGCAGCCACAUAUAGUGCUAUGUCUAAGAAAUGGAAUACUACCAAACUGGGUUAUGCAAAAGCAAACUACAACACAAUCCUCUUAAAAGCACAAAUAAAUUCCACAUUAUCUUUCUGUGUUUUUGUUAUGGUCUUUUGUAGUGGGAUUGAUUAAUUUAAUUUCACUUUCUGUGUUUAUGUUCUUGUAUAAUUUCUGAUGUAUAAACAUAUUACAGUUGUUUUUAUGUAUAUUUUUAUCGAUUUGCUCAUUUGAAAAAUUUGAACCCCCUGACCCGGGGUCCUGGAUCCGCCACUGUUGGAACCAAUAUGUCAAACUAUAGGAUAUAACAUAAUUUUAUUUUUGAUGGUUUGGAUAGUUUAUUAAUGAUAUGUUUGGUAUAUAUAUAGAAAAGCAGUGAGAGAAAAGAAAGAGAUCGAAAAAUAAGCUAACUUUUAGGUUGUUUGAUUGAAGAGAAAGUGGGAAAAAUGAAUAUAUGUAAGAUGAUAUAAAUAUCAAUAUUAAUUAUAUAUAUAAAGCUGAAUAAGGGAAAUUAUGCAUCUAGGUCGAUUGAUGGACAAAAACAGAAGCACAUGAACAUAUUUAUGAAGUUAAGCAGCUAUGGUUCCAUUCCUUAAGAAUUAUAUGAUGAUAGUUACUCAUUAGGAAAGCCCGGCAUGUACCAAAAAAAAGCCCACUAUUUGAUUUGUCAAUACUAUUCACAAAAAUAUGGCCACAUGACAUGACUACUUAAGGAUAAAAACGUAAUUUCGUACGUAAUCUUGAGGGAGGCACUGGCACUGUUAUAUCACCUUCACUAGGUUCACCGGCCACCGCAGAUUUCAUUCGCUUUUGCUAUUAUCACUCAGCAUGGAACCUAGAAAUUUCGAGCCAAGACACACUGGAGAGUUAUUCAAGCAUAUAGAUAAGCAAAACGAGGUUUUCAAGGAAGUCAAGACCUCCAUGUUGCGUGCAGAGCUAAGACUCAAGGUGGAAGAAGGUGUGCUGAUGCGCAAGCUGUAUGAAGUUAUGUCAGCUCACGGUCUCGCUAAAACGAAUUAUAACAAUUCCAUCACAUCUUAUAAUACUGGAGCUGAAUCCUACGAUAAUGAACUCAGUGGAGCAAAUAGGGAACAGUGAAGAAUUUUUUUGUUCCUUCACAAGUAGAUUUUAGACAAACAAGUUUUACAGUGUAUGAAAUAGAGUUUGCUUCUGUUCUUUCUUCGGCAGCAACUUUUCUGUAAAACAAAAUUAGUGAACCAUUAAAACCGAUAUAGGUAACAGUAGAGUUCACAGUUCAGGAACAAUACCUCUUUGCCUAAGAUUUUCAGUUAACUAUACAAAUGAAGACGUUUUUUAUUUUUA
Lotus japonicus is the source of this 2163-nucleotide messenger RNA. RefSeq lists its product as uncharacterized. Bases 1669 to 1938 code for a protein of 89 amino acids. NCBI's taxonomy places the organism in Eukaryota, Viridiplantae, Streptophyta, Magnoliopsida, Fabales, Fabaceae. The record is from RefSeq and is a predicted model, not a curated record. The transcript has 5 exons.